Molecule: messenger RNA, 852 nt
Organism: Magallana angulata
Lineage: Eukaryota; Metazoa; Mollusca; Bivalvia; Ostreida; Ostreidae
Product: sarcoplasmic calcium-binding protein-like
Exons: 1
Coding region: 52-633 (193 amino acids)
Molecular function (GO): calcium ion binding
Source: RefSeq, a predicted model, not a curated record
UAUCUUAUUGACACUGACUGAAUUCAUUUAUCUGUAUUUCAUCACAGAAAAAUGGAAUACUUGAAGAAAAAGUGGUCAGUUUGGUUCCAAACAUUAGAUGAUGACCGCGACGGUGUAAUAUCCACUAAGGACGUGGGCAUCGCGACCAAGAAGUUUGCGGGAAUUAAGGAGGAAUUAGAAAGAAGGGACAAAUCAGGAGACAAGGGACCAGAGAGUAGGGAGUUUGACAUCAACAAAUGGUGGAACGUCUACAUCUUCCGUAGGGGUUCCGAGGUGAAGAUGACGAACGAUGAAUUCGAGAUGACGAACGAUGAAUUCGUGAAUUCUCUCGCAGAGGCCUACCAAAAAGACAAUGCUGCUUUCCCUGAGGAAAUGGAGCGAUGUUUCGAGGACAUUGCAAACUUUCUCACACCUGACAUGAAGCGAGAUAUUACCAAAGAGGAGUUCGCCGAUGCUUUCAAGGCUUUUAUGGUCGGCCAGGUAGACGAGAAAAAGAUUGAGGAGGCAUACGAGCUGUUCAUGGCCGCCCAUGAAAAGCUCACCGUACAGUUGAUAGUUGACGCCUGGGUCCAGUUCACAGCAGAUGUCGAUCAAAGCAAACAGGAUAUCAUUAUGGAAAUUUAUGGAAACUAACCAUUUGCUUUUGAACAUUGAAAUUGUACGAUAUAUUUUAGCAUUUUACAAUAUAGUUAAAAUGAUAAAAUGGCAAAUGAAUUAUGAAAGGCACUACCCUGAUCAAAGUAUGGCUUUUGAGCACUAAAAAAGCAUGUUCGAUACAUUUUGAAGUUUAUGCUCUGUUGAAAUAAGCUGAAUGUUGCAAAACAAUAAUAAAUCGUUUAAAGAAUUCUUGAA